Messenger RNA from Jatropha curcas, 866 nucleotides. The record is from RefSeq and is a predicted model, not a curated record. NCBI's taxonomy places the organism in Eukaryota, Viridiplantae, Streptophyta, Magnoliopsida, Malpighiales, Euphorbiaceae.
CAGACAUGAAGAUUUUGAUGGUUAUGAUGUUGCCUUGUAUGCAAAAACAGGAAGAAGGCAUAUUGAUAACUUAACAGAAAUUUUCAGUUUACAACAAUGCAAAUGGCGGCAAUAAGGCGGCGACUGCUAUUGUCUUUUAUAUAUAUGAACAUACCAAACAAAACAAAAACCUUCAUAGCCCGCGAGUCUUCAUUUUUCUUCUUCAAGCUUCUGGAAAUUACAGUUGCAGUUAUGGUGUCAGCGUUCAUAGCAGGCGUUGCAGUAGCUGCUGCUGCUUAUGGCGGCAGAUACAGCAUCCAGGCUUGGCAGGCGUUCAAGGCAAGACCACCAACUGCUAAGUUACGCAGAUUUUAUGAUGGUGGUUUUUAUUCUGUCAUGACAAAGAGGGAAGCAGCUCUAAUACUUGGAAUCAGAGAAAGUACUCCAGUGGAUAUGGUUAAAGAAGCACAUCGGAGAAUGAUGGUUGCAAACCAUCCAGAUGCAGGUGGUAGUCAUUACCUUGCUUCUAAAAUAAACGAGGCAAAAGAUCUUUUGCUUCGAAGAGAAAAGGGUGGUGGAUCUGCGUUUUGAUGCCACUGAUUUAUUGCAUCUCCGUAGAUCAGUCUGCAAUAGUUCUGGAGGAUUCGAAGGCAACACAUCAUAUUCUUGAAAUUGCAGUGAUUAAAAAUUUGAGGGUCUUUGUGUAAUAAAUUUCUAUUUUGGACCUCAUAUAGAGAAUAUUCAUAACUGAUUAAAUUGCCAGAUGUAUACCGUAAUAACACAAUUUCUAAAGGUUUUUUCGAUUUUAAUUUAGCAACUGAUCCAGUGUUUCACUUGUAUCAUACACCAUCUAAAUCAAUAGAAAAAUUUACCUUAAUUUGCUCGAA